Messenger RNA from Triplophysa rosa, 2884 nucleotides. RefSeq names its product ectonucleotide pyrophosphatase/phosphodiesterase 4 (gene enpp4). The transcript is spliced from 4 exons. The record is from RefSeq and is a predicted model, not a curated record. Bases 200 to 1582 code for a protein of 460 amino acids. Lineage: Eukaryota; Metazoa; Chordata; Actinopteri; Cypriniformes; Nemacheilidae.
UGUUUGAGGAAGUGCAAGUGGCGAGGAACUGCACAAGUUAGACUCGAUCAUACUUGACAUAUCAGGCAGAAAUCACUUCAUUUAUUAGACAGAUUUGAUUCAUUGUGGAGUUUAAUUUGCUCUGCUUUAAUGUGAACGUACUUGAAAGAUUGACGGACGUCUUGGAGUGAAACGUGAGAGAACAGACCUCUGCCACGGGAUGCAGGCCAGCGGUUUUCUGUUUGUUCUUCUCAUCGGGACUGGAUUAAGUGCUUCUCUGCCGUCCGGAAACGGAACAGAGUCCGGUGGUGAUACGACGCCUCUUCUUCUGGUGUCGUUCGAUGGCUUCCGAGCAGACUACCUUAAACAAUACUCCUUCCCUAACCUGGAGAAGUUCUUCUCCUCUGGUUUGCUGGUACAUGAACUGACCAACGUUUUCACAACGAAAACCUUUCCCAAUCAUUACAGUCUGGUCACGGGACUGUACGCAGAGAGUCACGGCAUUCUGGCCAGCAGGAUGUACGACCCGGCGACGAAGAAGAAUUUCUCCGUUGAAAACGACAGCGAUCCGUUCUGGUGGAACCGAGCCAAACCCAUCUGGGUGUCCGUGGAGGAAUCUGGAUACAGAGCAGCGUCGGCCAUGUGGCCGGGGUCGGAUGUAAAUAUUCAAAAUCACACGUUAGAAUACUCGUUCAGAUACGACUCUCGUGUGAGCUUCAGAGAGAGGCUGGGAAACCUGACGCGCUGGAUGACGGAGAACACAGCCGUGAAGUUUGGUGCUCUGUACUGGGAGGAGCCGGAUCGCAGCGGUCAUCUGUACGGGCCGGAGAACAGCACAGAGAUGCGUCGAGUUCUCAGGGAGGUGGAUAAUCUGAUGGGUUUAUUGAUGGAACAGCUCAACACAACUGGAUUAUGGGGGAAAAUAAACGUCAUCAUCACGAGUGAUCACGGUAUGACUCAGUGUUCUGCAGAGCGUCUCAUUGAACUGGAUGCGUGUGUCAGCCCGGACAGAUACAGGGUGGUGGAUCUCACUCCUGUGGCCGCCAUAAUACCACUCACAGAUAAUGUGACGGUCUAUAAAAGUCUGUCGAGCUGUCACCAUCACAUGAAGGUUUAUCUGAAGGACGCUCUUCCUGACAGGCUGCACUAUAAAAACAACGAGAGGACACAGCCGAUCAUUCUGGUGGCAGAUGAAGGCUGGACGAUCGUCAAACACGGCAGACUUCCGCGCUUGGGCGAUCAUGGCUAUGACAACACUCUUCCCAGCAUGCACCCCUUCCUGGCCGCCCAUGGGCCUGCGUUUCGUGCAGGCUACACGAUGUCGAGUUUUAACAACGUGGAUCUGUAUCCUCUCAUGUGUCACCUCAUUGGCAUCCCUCCGAUGCCCAACAACGGCAGUUUCGCCCGCGUGCGCUGCGCGUUAGCUCACGAGCAAUGCAGCGAGCUGGCGUUAGCGGUGGGCGCUGUCAUCGGCGUCUUGAUAAUCCUCACCACCUUCACCUGUCUCUUCAGACUGAUGAAGAACAGAGACGUUUCCUCGCAGCGUCCGUUUGCCCGUCUGGAAUUAGAUGAAGACGACGAUGACGAGCCGUUACUGGAAUGAUGGACGUCACACGUGUGUGCUUUUUUUGUUUUUACAGAUGCAGGUACGGUCAGUUUCACUUCAUUCAAGCACAAAGAAGAAUCCACACGGAAAUUCAAGUUCUGUCAUUUACUCACGAAAAGGUCACAGUGUGUAAAUCAUGUCUGAAUUUUUCCUUUCAGUGCCACAAAUGGUGCCAAGGUGACAAUCACAUGAAACAUUUAAGAGAGAAUUCACAACGGUUAUAGAGACAAAAAUAACACCGUGAAAAGGAUAAAGGGAUUGGUAGAACACAACCACAAAAGCAUCUGUUCUCAUUUUCACUCGCUGUGCUCGAUAUAACAUCCGCUUUUAACUUUAAAAGCUUUUAGUGCUUCCGUCUUAACUGAGUUGCCACUCAAUUUCACUGGAUUAAAAAUAUUCUCUGAAAAUAUUGUUUCAAAUGUAUUGAUGCGCUUUUCCACAAGCAUGAGGCUGUUAACAGAGAUUUUAUAAUAUUCUUAAAAUAUCGUUAUAAGCAUUUGCUUUGCAUCUAUAACUCUGCAGUUGUUUGUUACUGACGCUUUAGCCUUUCGUGCAGUCUGAAGGAGAACAUAAGCAAUAAUGAUAAGAAGCUUUACUCUACUGAGAUUACUUGAAAAUACUGUGUUGACCUGUCGCAACAUUGUACUAUUUGUGGUGUAUCAGAUGACGCCGCAUGUGUUCAUUUGAAUAUGUAUUUCUUUGUUAAAGGUACAGAUUGUUUUGUUCGUGUUAAAGAGGCAUUUGCACGUUUAGAUCAAAAGCGAACAGAUUUGAUUAGUCGUGUGUCUGACAAAUCUCACAUUUCUGUAGGAUUUAAUGUAGUGUACAUCACUGUACGUUUGUGUUUGUUGCACUGGUUGGGAAAUCUUUAGGGGAGAUGGGCAAACUUUCCUCCUGCUGUUUUUGUAUUUUUCUAUUUAAUUUAAGUUAGAUGUGCUUUUACAACUUGUGCUGCUUUUAUUUGGGAAUAAGAAAUGAUGUUGUUUCUGAAUUUAUGCUAUAUGUUGUUCUUUUUUUAAUAGUUUUAUCUAAAAAUCUAUUUUGUGACACUUUCUUGCGGUUGUACACAUUUAGCAAUUAAGUUAGGGUCGAGUUUCAGUUACUGAUAUAAAGUAGAUUGACCUCGUUGGUUCAGUAUUGGACUUUAAAGAUGUUUGUGGUCAUGAAUCCAAAGCUUAUAAACCUUCGUUCGACUAUGCAAAGCAAAAAGUGAAGAGAAAAAGUCAAAUGGGUUUUUUUUCUCACAUUGCCUACUUGUGUUUGUCAGCUGAAAAUCAAAUAAAAUAUCUAUUUAAGGUA